Molecule: messenger RNA, 888 nt
Organism: Chanos chanos (milkfish)
Lineage: Eukaryota; Metazoa; Chordata; Actinopteri; Gonorynchiformes; Chanidae
Gene: apobec2b
Product: apolipoprotein B mRNA editing enzyme, catalytic polypeptide-like 2b
Exons: 2
Coding region: 1-888 (295 amino acids)
Biological process (GO): cytidine to uridine editing
Cellular component (GO): nucleus; cytoplasm
Molecular function (GO): cytidine deaminase activity; RNA binding
Source: RefSeq, a predicted model, not a curated record
AUGGCAGACAAAAAGGACACUAGAAGUACCAACAGAUUCAAUACAAAGAAGAAAGUGGAGGACAAGAAAGUGGACAGUACAAAAAAGAAAAAUGAAAGUAAACCAGAAAAAGAGAAAGAAAAGGAGACAAUGAAAAAGAAGCCAGAAAAAGCACCAGAUGAAAGUAAACCAGAAAAAGAGAAAGAAAAGGAGACAAUGAAAAAGAAGCCAGAGAAAGCACCAGAUGAAGUGAAGGAAGAGGAAAAGAAGCCAGAGGGAAAUGGGGAAAAAGCAGAGGGAGCAGAAGGGAAUGCAGAGGAUGGGGAAUUUCAGCUGGAACCUAUAGAGCUACCACCAUUUGAGAUUAUCAUAGGAGAUCGGAUGAGCCCCUUCUUCUUCAAGUUCCAGUUUAAAAACGUGGAGUACUCCUCAGGUCGCAAUAAAACCUUCCUGUGCUACCUGGUGGACAUACAGGGUGCGUCUACGGAGGCUGAGGGGAUGCGGGGUUACCUGGAGGAUGAGCACUCUGGAGCUCAUGCAGAAGAGGCCUUCUUCAAACAGGUCCUUGCCUAUUACGACACAUCCCUGCGCUACGUAGUCACCUGGUACACAUCGUCCAGUCCCUGCGCGGCCUGUGCCGCCAAACUAACAGAGAUCUUGCAAGCCCGCAAGACACUCCGACUCACCAUCUUCUGCUCCCGCCUCUUCAUGUGGGAGGAGCCUGAUGUGCAGGCGGGGCUGAAGGCACUGGUGAUGGCGGGAUGUAAGCUGCGGAUGAUGAAACCGUUGGACUUCACCUAUACCUGGGAUACAUUUGUAGAGAAUGAGGAGCAGAGCUUCACACCGUGGGAAGACUGUCAGGAGAACUAUGAGUACUAUGAAGAAAGACUGUUUGACAUACUGAAGUGA